This is a messenger RNA of Trichobilharzia regenti, 980 nucleotides long. Lineage: Eukaryota; Metazoa; Platyhelminthes; Trematoda; Strigeidida; Schistosomatidae. The record is from the annotation of a GenBank genome assembly.
CCACGUUAACUUUGCUGUGAUUGGUUGUUGACUCAGGCUUGUUCAUAUUUUCUCACGGCCCAUAUUAGUGACCUAGACCUUAACGUAGAUUAGUGCCAACCAAUCGGCUAGCAGCCUGCUCUCACCACAGUAGGAAGACCAUAUGUAUUAUUGAUAUAAGUAUAAAGUUUAGGCACUAUGGUAGAGCAUAACUCCAUUAUAGCUUAAUUCCACACUGUAUUAUUGGUGCAAGUAUGGUACAAGAAUGUAAACAACACUACUUUUCUCUCUGUUCUUCCAAUGUUUCUUUUCGGCAUGUAGAUUAGUGGAUACAGUUGGAGGUAACAUGAGGUGGGAUCUUGUUCCCUUUGAUUGUAUAAACACCUGGUCGUUUGAUAAACACAUUAUUGGCGGUUGGAUACAUUCUUUUCAGGGUAAUGUUCAGUCCGCAUUUGAUUCUACCAGUGGUAUCAUAUCACCUUUGAAAGCAUGUUGUAAAAAGAUGAAUAUUUUCUCCAGGUUUCUUUUUUAUGAAGAUAUACCUUUCAAUUUAACCAUCUGUGCCAAUUUGGAUAUCAUGAUAAAGAAAGCGAAACUCGCCCUCACUUUCAUACUCCGCUAUAAACUUUAUAUUAGGAUGAAAAGUAUUCAGGACGUUGAAUAUUUGAGAUUCCUCAAUAAAACGAUCACAAAUGACUGGUGUGUCAUCGGGCAUAGCUGGCAUGCAAUAAUUGCAUAACUAGAUGUAAUAAAAUACAUUGAAUAGAGCGUAUAACAUCGAGAAAUCAGGAGAAUCGUGCUCUCCUACGUUUGCGUAAUAAUCGCCUUCUAUUUUUGAUCAGUGACUCUUUAAUUCCUGAGGAACCCAAUCGCAAUACAGCAGAUUAGCGUUGAAUAUUCUCCCUAAUAUAACCUGUCGCCUCAUUACAAAAUUAUAUAGCAAAUUGUAAAAGUUCUGCAACUUGUCUGCAUAAUUUUGCUAAGCUGAAGGCAUAAACUAG